AUGGGAUGUAGUGGAUGCAGAGUCAGGCUCAACUUUGGAAAAGCGCUGUCCAAAGUCUCGGUGUUUUUUACCAUGGUCCUGAUCUUCACCUACUUCUUCUACUGCCUCACUGGAUUUUGUGAUUCCGCUCCGAGAACUUUAUAUCACCAACAAAACUUAGACUAUGACAUUUUGGACAAUCAUCACCGCAUUCUCGGCGACCUGCGACCAUCACCACGCCUCGUCCCAGACGGGCUGUCUCACCGGAACCGCACAGUCUCCUCGGGAGAGCAGGUGGACGCACCGGGACAGCUGGCACCCAACGAGUCGGACAGCACAAAGGAGAGCGCUCAGAGCAACGGCAUCCCUGUGUCCAACACAUUCGGGUCCAAAAGGUUCCCCCAGGCGAUUAUAAUUGGUGUGAAGAAAGGAGGAACCCGCGCCCUGCUGGAGUUUCUCCGCAUCCAUCCCGACGUGAGAGCUGUCGGUGCCGAGCCUCACUUCUUCGACAGGUUUUAUGACAGAGGACUGGACUGGUACAGGAACCUGAUGCCUCGAACGCUGGAUGGUCAGAUCACCAUGGAGAAGACCCCCAGCUACUUUGUCACGAAGGAGGCUCCCAGUCGUGUCUGCACUAUGAACUGUCAAACCAAGCUGAUUGUGGUGGUGAGGGAUCCUGUGACGCGGGCGGUGUCUGACUACACCCAGACGCUGUCCAAGAACCCAGGUCUUCCGUCCUUCCAGAGUCUGGCCUUGAAAAACUCCUCCACAGGUCUGAUUGACACCACGUGGAGUGCCGUGCGCAUCGGCCUGUAUGCCAAACAUCUGGAGAACUGGCUCCAGCACUUUCCCCUGUCUCAUUUUCUUUUUGUCAGUGGUGAGCGGUUGGUGUCAGAUCCGGCUGGGGAGAUGGGCCGGGUUCAGGACUUCCUGGGACUGAAAAGGGUUGUUUCAGACAAGCACUUCUAUUUCAAUCAGACCAAAGGUUUUCCCUGCUUGAAGAAGCCUGAGGGGAGUAGCAGGCCUCGGUGCCUUGGAAAGUCGAAGGGCAGGCCCCAUCCUCAGAUCCCCUCUGAGGUCCUGCAAAGGCUCAGAGACUUCUACAGGCCCUUUAACCAGCGUUUCUACCAGAUGAGUGGACAAGACUUCGGCUGGGACUAA
Scomber japonicus (chub mackerel) is the source of this 1140-nucleotide messenger RNA. Its product is annotated as heparan sulfate glucosamine 3-O-sulfotransferase 6-like. Lineage: Eukaryota; Metazoa; Chordata; Actinopteri; Scombriformes; Scombridae. The record is from RefSeq and is a predicted model, not a curated record. The transcript has 2 exons. The coding region runs from base 1 to 1140 and encodes 379 amino acids. Gene Ontology annotation, molecular function: [heparan sulfate]-glucosamine 3-sulfotransferase activity.